Molecule: messenger RNA, 1209 nt
Organism: Paramecium tetraurelia
Lineage: Eukaryota; Ciliophora; Oligohymenophorea; Peniculida; Parameciidae
Exons: 3
Molecular function (GO): phosphatidylinositol binding
Source: RefSeq, a predicted model, not a curated record
AUGAUUUAAAAUGUGAUCGACGUAGUCGAGUCUCAAACUACAUCCUAAUCACUAUUCUCAAAGCAGACUUAUUACACCAUUAAAGGCUCUGACAAAGAUGGAAACUUCGAAGUCCAUCGUCGAUUCAAGGAUUUCGUGGCUCUAAGGAAUCUUCUAGCUCAACAAUGGCCUGGAUGCUAUGUCCCAAGUUUGCCUGGCAAAAAGCUUUUUAAUGGAAAUGAUCCAAAGACCAUUCAUGAUAGAAAAAAAUUCUUGAAUGCUUUCUGUCAAAAGUUAAGUCUAUUACCUCAUCUAUUCCAAACAGAUGCAGUCUCCCAAGUGUUUUUAAGAUCCAAAGACGAUAAGAUCUAUACUAAAUUAGAAUCAAUCAAAUCCUAAUCUACCCAGGAUCUUCUUUAAAAAUACUAAACCACAUUUGCUGAUAUUCUAGAUACGGCCAUUGAUGCAAGCACACUUAAAGAGAUUGAUAAUUUUGCAGAUUAAGUCAGAAAUUAUAGUAUAAAAUUAAAAAGCAUAAAAAAGAUGAUUAAGGAUAGUGUAGAUUCAGGCAAGAAAUACAACAGCUGUCUAGAAGAAAUAAUCAAAACAAGACUAAUUAAUUUUGAAAACUCAUUUGUUACUCAAUUUAUCAAUAAAGAUGCCUCCUUGUUAAUCUUCAACAGAAUUAAGUAAGAAUUAGCUGACACUUACCAAGAGAAUUAAGUUUUCAGACUCAAUAACAUUGAAAUAUUGUUAGAUCUGAUUAGAUUAGAAUCUAAGGAUUGUAAAAUUGUAUUAAGGUAAAUUAGUGACAGAAUUAAUUUGGAAAAUAAAGUUAAGACUUUAGAAAACAAGAUUAUUGAAUUGGAGAAGGAAUUAGACAAAUUGAACUAAGGCAAAGUCUCAUUCAAAAAUUUGAUUAAAUAGAAGUCACCUGAGGAUGCUAAAAAAUAGGUUGAAUAGGAAAUAAGUGAAAGUGUUAAAGAAAUCAAAUUGUUAUAAGAUUUGAUUAUUUUGAUUAACAAAAUCCUUGCACUGAAAGAAAGAAACAGAUAUGAAAAUGAAAAGAAUACUUAAUUUAAAGAAAUUAUGGAGAUUUUAUAAUAGAUGGAAUUAGAUAGUAUCAAAUUAGAGUCUUCAUAUUGGGGAUUCAUUUUAAAUGAAACAAAUCAAUUAAUUGCUUAAACAUAGAAUUAAUCCCAAAUAGAGGAUUAAAUAAAUACAGAAUGA